AUGGCUCCUAUUCCCAACCCUGACACGACUCAGCCAGGCGACUCCCCCAGAACCAACGGAGCCACCAUGAAUGGCAGCGAAUUGCCACGGCAACAGGCACCCUCCCACGACAAUUCCACGAGCCCCUCGAUCCCCAUUGCGAUUGUUGGCAUGGCUUGCCGCUUCAGUGGGAACGUCAGGAAUCCUACCCAGCUGUGGGAACUCUGCGCGAAUGGGAAGAAUGGCUGGUCUCCUAUCCCCGAUUCGCGCUUUGAUGUGAAGUCGCUGUACCAUCCUGAUAAUUCAAAAGCUGGCAGAAGCCAUGUUAUUGAUGGCUACUUCCUGGACGAUGAUGUCGCUUCUUUUGACGCCGCCUUUUUCAAUAUGGCCUCAGAUAUCGCCAGUGGGCUUGACCCUCAAGCCAGAUUGUUGCUCGAGACUGUCUACGAAGCAACAGAAGAUGCUGGCAUCCCUCUGGACAAGCUCGCUGGCACCAAUACAUCGGUCUAUACCGGAACAUUCAACAAAGAUUACCAUGAAAUCCAGACCAAGGAUGCUGUAGUUUUGACCCGCUCUUUUCUCGCUGGCACAGGCACUGCAAUUCUCUCCAACCGCAUCUCGCACUUCUUUGAUUUGCAAGGACCAAGUCUUUCCAUCGACACGGGCUGUUCGUCGGGCCUGGUGGCAGUCCGCCAAGCGUGCCAAAGCAUUCGCACUGGGGAGAGCAACAUUUCAAUUGUCGGUGCUUCUAGUACACUGCUUAGUCAAGAUGCCUUCAUUUCAGCAUCCACUAUUGGUGCCAUCGGUUCCGAAGGCAAAUGCUUCGCUUGGGACAAUCGUGCUGCCGGCUACGGCCGUGGCGAGGGUGUAGCAGCACUCAUCCUCAAACCUCUGGAUGACGCGCUGCUCGCUGGUGACCAAAUAUAUGCCGUCAUCAAGGACAGCGGAGUCAACCAUGACGGGAAGACGACCACAAUUACCUCCCCAUCUGCCGACGCCCAGGUCAACUUGAUUGAACAAUGCUACCCAGCUGGGGAUCCCGUUGAGGCCGAGGCAAUUGCGAGAACCUUUGGAAAAGCUCGCCAGGCAAAUGACAAGACUACAUUUGCGUUGAAAACAGCGUCGAUCCCUCCGAACCUCAACUAUGAGACUCCGAAUUCAAACAUUGACCUUGAUAAGGGCUAUUUGGAGGUGCCGACACGGUUGACGCCAUGGCCGGAAGACAAUGUCCUUCGUGCUUCAAUCAACAACUUUGGUUACGGUGGAACGAACGCUCACGUUAUCUUGGAGCCUGCGCCAUCCCUAACAGCAAUUUAUCACCUGAAUGGACAGUCGACACAUGAAGGAAGUCGAUCGGGUGAUAACUCGCGCGUUUUCGUGGUCAGCGCGAGGGACUCUGCUGCCUGUCGGUCCGUGAUGGACCGUCUUGCUUCUCAUAUUAUUGAGACGUCACCAUCGCCAGACAGCCUUGCUUAUACGCUCAAUGAGCGUCGAUCACUACACCCCUGGGUUGCUGCUGUCCGGGCCACGUCAAUUGAAGACCUGGCUGAACGACUCCGUGAGUCGGAACGCAAGCCCUCAUUUGCGUAUAAAAAGCCACGUUUAGGGUUUGUGUUCAAUGGCCAGGGUGCCCAAUGGCAUGCAAUGGCUAGAGAGCUUCUUACUGUGUACCCUGUUUUUGGCCAUGCCAUCUCUAAUGCUGGAAAGAUCCUGAAGGAAUACGGGGCCUCUUGGUCAUUGAUCGAUGAACUCAAUCGUGAUGAAAACUCGACACGAGUAUCCGAAAUCCAUUUGAGUCAGCCGAUUAGCGUUGCCAUUCAACUCGGCCUCGUCGAUCUGCUCAAGUCCUGGGGCAUCACCCCUUCUGCCAUCACCAGCCAUUUCAGUGGUGAGAUUGCCGCGGCCUAUGCAGUCGGAGCGCUGCCUUUCGAACAGGCACUCGGUGUGGCUUAUUACCGUGGCGAGCUAGCCCGCAAGCAACUCAAAGUGUCCUCCCUUACGGGUGGAAUGCUUGCCGUAGGCAUUGACCAACAGAGUGCUGAGCGACACAUUGCUGAAAUCGCCCCUACCGGCGGUGUCGUCGUGGCCUGUGUCAACAGCCCCAGCAGCGUUACCCUCUCCGGGGACUUGGACACUCUCGACGAGAUUGCUGCUAGGUUCGAAAAAGAGGGAGUAUUCACCAGGAAGCUCAAGGUCCCCAUGGCCUAUCACUCCCACUACAUGAUGCCCAUGGUGGCUGAAUAUACCGAACGACUUGAGGAAUUGCUUGACCUUCCUGUGACGCCGGAAUGGAAUGGCCCCCUGUUUGCAUCGCCGGUAACGGGUGAGGCUGUGACAGCAGUCAAGACAUUCAGGGCCGAACACUGGGUUCAAAAUUUGACCAAGCCGGUUCAAUUCCGUCGGGAAUUUGAGAACAUGUGCUUCAGCUCAUCGGACUCUUCAGCUCACUCUGCUAAUGUUGAUCUUAUUUUAGAGAUCGGGCCUCACAGCACCUUGGCCGGCCCAAUUCGCCAGAUCCAGAAGGAAAAGGAUGUCAAAAUGCCCUAUGUGUCUUGUCUCAGGCGGCCAAUGAAUGCCGUGGAGACAAUGCAAGACCUCGCAUGUGAGCUUUUGUCUCAGGGCUAUCCAGUGGAUCUCAAGUCGGUCAACUCUCCUACUGAGGAUGCUCACCAUACCUUUUUGGCCAAUCUGCCUUCUUAUCCGUGGAAUCAUUCAACUCGCUUUUGGGUGGAGCCAAGGAUUGCCAAAGAACAGCGGUUCAAGAAAUUCCCUCCUCACGAGCUACUAGGCACCCCUCUGAAUGGAUCGAAUGCUCUCACUCCCACUUGGAGAAACUUCCUCCGUCUUUCGGAGAUUGAAUGGCUCCAGGAUCAUCAGAUCGAUGGUACAGUUGUUUUCCCUGGCGCCGGGUACAUUGCCAUGGCUAUUGAGGCCAUACGGCUUAUCACUGAUCGUUCCGAGAGCACAAUUCGGAAGUACCGGCUGCGAGACAUCGACAUUAUGAAUGCAUUGGUGCUUCCCGACUCCGAAAUGGGAGUGGAAGUGCAACUCCAGCUGCGUCGUUGCAGCAACAGAGAGCUUGACCACGAAGGCUGGUAUCAAUUCGAACUCUGCUCUCUGGCGAGUGCCGAUGCACCGUGGAUUGAGCACUGCAGAGGGUAUGUCGCCGUUGAAACUGAGAGCGAGGUCCGAAUCACCGCGCUCAAUGAUGAGCGCGAAUUUUCACGAGAAGAUGCCUUUUUUGCCGACGGUGUUGAUCCAUGCCCUAUCGACAUUGAUUCACUUUUCGCUGGUUUGCGUCAGCGCGGAACCUACCACGGUCCACUCUUCCAGAAUAUCAUUGACAGUCACGCAGCUCGUAACGGAGCAAUUACGAAUUUCGCAAUCUCAGACAUCGCUUGCCAGGAGCAUGAGUAUGUUCUGCAUCCCACUACGCUGGACUCUAUUCUGCAAUCGUCGUUUAGCAGCCUGCCAGAUGAUAUUGGGGAGGACUCCAUGGUUCUUCCUCGUUCGAUUCGCACAAUCGAUGUUCCGAAGAAUUUCAAGAGACAAGGUGGUGAAAGAUUGAGAGCUUUCACUGAGAUGGUCACAGGAGAUCCGCGUGGCUAUUCAUCAGACAUAACGGUCAUGUUUGAUAAUUCUGAUACAACCCGCUCUUUCCUUGAGAUCAAGGAUUUCUUUGGCUCGGCAAUUCCUCGUCGUGUCCAAGAUUCAGACGAGGAGGCGGGCAUCUGCUCCAUCAACUGCUGGGAAUUGGAUAUCCUUCACAACCCUCCCGCCUCUUUCAGAGAAUCCAUGGUCAUUCCAGUGAAAGGACAUGAGAUUGAGCAAGAGAAGAAACUGACCCGGAUAUCCUACAUCUUCAUCCAUGAUGCCGCCGCGGAACUUGAAUCCCAAGAGUCCGAAUCCUGGGAAUGGCACACAAGCGAUUGUGCGAAGAGGAUCCUGGCGGACGAGCUCAGCGCAGGGAAUGCGGCUGGUCGACUCACUGUUCGGAUUGGGGAAAAGCUCGCGAGCAUCAUCCGCGGAGACAUUAUGCCGCUCGAGCUGAUGAUGGAAGGUGAUCUCCUGAAUCAAUUUUACAUGCAGCACGAGGCUCUCAAGACCCGAUGCUACUCGCAUCUCGCUCGCGUUGUGGAGCUAUACGCAGUGAAGAAUCCUGGCGCUAAUAUUUUGGAGAUUGGAGGCGGUACAGGAGGAGCGACGAGUACGAUCCUUGAGGCUUUCGGCAAGAGAGGUGUUGACAACGGUACUAUCCUCGGUCAUUAUACCUUCACAGACAUUUCGCCAGGCUUCUUUGAGGCCGCAAGAGAGAAGUUUGCUCCGUGGGCAAGGAUGAUGGAUUUCAAGAAACUCGACAUUGAAAUUGACCCGCUCGCACAAUCCUUUACUUCUGGCAGCUUCGAUCUCAUUGUGGCGGCCUCUGUGCUUCAUGCGACCAAGAACCUCCAUACGACCAUGAAGCAUGUGCGGAAGAUGCUCAAGCCGGGUGGCACGCUGUUGCUCAUCGAGACUACUGCCGAUCGUCUUGAAGGGCAGCUCAUCUUCGGGACCUUGCCGGGGUGGUGGCUUGGAGAAGAGCCUGAGCGGCAGAAGAGUCCCAAUGCUCCACUCGAGAUGUGGGAUCGCGUCCUGCGGGAUACUGGAUUCACCGGCGUUGACUUUGAAAUCAGCGACUAUGAGGAACCUGAGUUCCAGUCAGCGCGUGUCAUGCUAUCGAGGACUUCCGCAACGGUGCAAGCGCCCAUCUCCAUUGUGGUUGAGGACAAGACGGCGCAGGAGCCCCAGGAGUGGUUGGCAGAGCUAUCCGAGGCAAUUCGAGAGAAGACAGGUGUUUUGCCAAUGCUCGUGGACUUGAGUGACGUUGAUUCAUUCAAAGACACAGUCUGCACCGUUGCGCUUGAAAUGGGAAAUCCAUUUGUACACGGCAUGGAUGCAGACGCCUUCCAAAAGCUCAAGAGCCUUCUCCUUCUCUCUAGUGGCAUGCUCUGGCUCAGCUGUGGUGGCCUUGUUCAUUCCUAG
This is a messenger RNA of Aspergillus tanneri, 5001 nucleotides long. RefSeq names its product Type I Polyketide synthases (Type I PKS). The record is from RefSeq and is a predicted model, not a curated record. Gene Ontology annotation, molecular function: 3-oxoacyl-[acyl-carrier-protein] synthase activity; fatty acid synthase activity. Gene Ontology annotation, biological process: fatty acid biosynthetic process; secondary metabolite biosynthetic process. NCBI's taxonomy places the organism in Eukaryota, Fungi, Ascomycota, Eurotiomycetes, Eurotiales, Aspergillaceae. The transcript has 9 exons. Bases 1 to 5001 code for a protein of 1666 amino acids.